AUGGUGAGCAGGUAUAGAAAUCCUGAUGUUCCGCCAGCUCUGCCGCCAAGACUCGCCAAACCUAGACGAGGCAAUCUGCCCAACAGUAGCUCACCUAGCCCAAAUUUUUCAUUUAGGGACUCACCAAAUGUCCAGGCAGCUUCGAGACGACCCAGUGUUCAGUCUCUAAGGUCAAAGAAUCAGCAUUAUAGACCUGAAAACCUUCCUGAGAUGACUGCCUCGGAUCUUCGUGAAAAACCGAGGAAUGAGCUCGUCUUAAUGCUUCUGCAGCUGAAUCAUGAAAAGGCCAAUCUACAGCGGUGGAAGAACUACUUCAACGAGCAAAUUGCGACCCUUAUACCCAGUGCCGAAACGGAUCCAAAAGCUCGGAAAAAGGUAGACUCUCUGCGUCUGGAACUAAAGGAUGUUGAAGAACAGCUAAAAAGUUGCACACCUAUCAUUACUUUUCUAAAUAACAAAAUUCGGCUGAAUGAUGUCUACGCUGCUGACGGAUUGGACUAUGAAAAGCCAAACGCAUCACUCUCCCGUCGAAAGAGCAUCGAAUUUCUGCAUCGUGAGGAAGAACGUGAAGUGGCACAAGCUCUCCAGGCUGAAGUCUGUAAGGACACAAAGGCACUUUCCCAGACCUAUGGUAUUGUAACAUCUGCGGACAUGUUGGAAAGUCGGCAUCAACCGGUGACAGAGUUGGAUCACACUCAACGGCUUUUAGACUAUCCCGAAGACGCGGACCUCAGAGAGCGAAGGCUUCAAUUGGAGGCGCAGGUGAAACAGCUUGAUGAUCUCUGGCGAGAGGCCUGUGACUAUACGCCGCCGCAAGCUGCAAACACCUCUAAAAUCGGCGCUGUCUUCAUCGAUUUCCUUAGUCACAGCCCUGACUUAGCCAUCUAA
Molecule: messenger RNA, 888 nt
Organism: Echinococcus granulosus
Lineage: Eukaryota; Metazoa; Platyhelminthes; Cestoda; Cyclophyllidea; Taeniidae
Exons: 6
Coding region: 1-888 (295 amino acids)
Source: RefSeq, a predicted model, not a curated record